Molecule: messenger RNA, 4954 nt
Organism: Bicyclus anynana (squinting bush brown)
Lineage: Eukaryota; Metazoa; Arthropoda; Insecta; Lepidoptera; Nymphalidae
Product: WD repeat-containing protein 44
Exons: 19
Coding region: 134-3244 (1036 amino acids)
Molecular function (GO): protein binding
Source: RefSeq, a predicted model, not a curated record
GUCACUUUGUUGAAAAGUCGAAGAUGGUUGAGCAAGUGGAUAACGACGUUUCUUAGUAAAUAAAUCGCCAAAAAACGAUGUUACAGUGAUUUUCUACUAAUUUUAAUGUAAAGUGUUUAUAAAUAAAUUAUAUAUGAUAAGAAAAAUGGGCGACAGUAGUGAUUCGGAGGAGUUUUUCGACGCUGAAGAAUUCACUCCUGUGAAGGGAUCCAAAAGAUCCUCAUUAUGUAGAAGCACAAGCAUACCUGAGGGUAAGGAGAAAGAGAAGCCCACCAGCAAGCCUGAUGAUGCUCCAUCACAACCCAGUGUCACCACCAGCACUCCUGUCAUGGAGAACAAUGUUGCUAGUGUACAAGAUGAUAGACACUCUGUCAAAAAUGUAGUUCAGGGCAGAAGAAGAUUUCAGGAGCUAAGAAGAUGUAUGCAGACGGAAGAGGAAGACGAGCCAGACCCUGGUGCAGCCCCAGCUGCUCCUAUGGAGCAUCCGUUCAAGAUAAUAUCCCACGACACCAUGAGCUUGCAGAGUAUGACGUCACUGGGCAGGAUCGGAAGGAUACUCAGUGGGGCGGCAGAGUCGCAUUCGAACAUCCGUGACUCUACAAUGGCGCCUUCUGCAUCCUCCAGAGAGCCUUCCACGAUCUCCGAUGAUCCCAUACUUAUUGAUAGAACGCAAAAUGUGCUAGCGAUGGCCGAGCCGGAUGUGAUAGCCAGCACGAAGGCCAACAGCCUGAAGCAGAACCGCGCCUCGUCUGCCGCCAUCGUCUCCAUGUCGGGCUCCAGCGGCGCCGAGCCGCGGCCCGCCAGCGUCGCGGGGCCCGUCGCGCCGCCCAGGAAGAAGAAGCGAAACAAGCUGCACGGCUCUCAGUCGCUGUCGCUGGCGGACGGAGACAACAUCAGCGUGUGCACCACCGACACCGACGAGCUGCGCUACGUGCGCCGCGCCGACAAGCCGCAGCUGGACGAGCUGCUCGUCCUACCGCCAUUAUCGAACUCCGUGAACCAGACUAUGGCGCUGCCGAGCCCUGCCAGCACUAUAGAGUCUUUGACCAGGGAGUUCCAAGACUCUUUGGAACUAUCUCAAUCCAAGUAUGCGGCGUUGGAGUUGUCAUCGCUGUCGCAUCACGAGUCCCGCUCGAGCGAGCGCGCCAGCACGUCGUCUCGCGGCAGCGCGUCCCUGCGCCCGCACCCCGCGCACCCCGCACACUCCACGCUCGACAUCAAGGAGGCUGUCAAAGGCGAGUACGUAGUGCGUCCGCAAGACGAGGAGCGCUCGCGAGCGGCCGGCGCCGGCACCGCCAGCAGCGCGGGCAACACGGGCACCAUGGGCAGCACGGGCAGCGGCCGCACGCACAGCGAGGGCCGCCCGCCUGCCACUGGCACUUCUAGUCUUGGAUCUGUUAACAGACGGUCGGACGGCAGUCGGGCGCGGCGCCGCUCGGCCGGGGACUCCCCUCAGGCGGGCGCGGGGCUCCACGGCCGGCCCGCGUCGCCGCACCAACUGUCCGACAUUGAGAUCCUCGAACAAGUCACCGUGCUCAAUCUGGAUACUGGGGAGCGCAUGCCGCUGAGUGUGGCGGAGCACAAGCUGCCGCAAUGCAUCAACCCGCUCAGCCUGCACAUCAUGCGCCUCACCUCGGAGUACAUCGGCAGAGCGAACGACGACGAAAACACGAGAGAGACAGAUGAAGAAAGCGAAAGCGUAUGUGCUGGCGGCACAGAGGACGAAGCAAAAGAAACCAAGAAAGAAGGCGCUGACAGGCAAACCACCGCAAUCAAGAGAAAGACUGAGAAAUUAAAACGAUUUUUCGGGAGUACGGUGAAGAAGACAGUAGACGCGGCGAAGUCUCUCGCGCAGGAAGUGUCGCACGCGCGGCACAAGGAGGACGUGGCGGACAUCGUGGACGACGUGCGCGGGGAGCACAACAUCAAGCUGAAGGCGUCCAACUCGCACAAGGGCCCGUACGACUUCGAUGGCUGUGUGAGAUACGUGCAGGAGAUGGGGUCUGGUCACUCGGGCGCGGUGUGGUGCUGCAAGUUCAGCGUGUGCGGCCGCCUGCUGGCCACGGCGGGGCAGGACAAGCUGCUGAGGAUAUGGGUCACCAGGGACGCCUACCACAUGUUCCACGACAUGCGCACAAAGUACAACGCAGAGAAGAAAUGUUCCCCCACCCCGUCGCAGGAGUCGCUGGCGCCGCUCGCGCCGCCGCCCCCCUCCCCCGAGGAGCCGCCCCUGGGCCCCGCAGCGCCCUUCUGCCCCAAACCCUUCUGUGUCUACUCCGGGCAUACUUCUGACCUGCUGGACGUGUCGUGGUCGAAGAACUACUUCAUACUGUCCAGCUCGAUGGACAAGACUGUAAGGCUGUGGCACAUCUCGAUCGGCGAGUGCCUGUGCUGCUUCCAGCACAUCGACUUCGUGACGGCCAUCGUGUUCCACCCGCGCGACGACCGCUACUUCCUGUCCGGCAGCCUGGACGGCAAGCUGCGUCUGUGGGACAUCCCUGACAAGAAGGUGGCAGUUUGGAACGAAGUAGACGGCAAAACCAAACUGAUAACAGCAGCCAACUUCUGCCAAAACGGCAAAUUCGCCGUCGUCGGCACUUACGACGGACGCUGCAUCUUCUACACGACCGACCAGCUCAAGUACCACACGCAGAUCGACGUGCGCUCCACCCGGGGGAAGAACUCCACCGGGAGGAAGAUCAGCGGCAUCGAACCCAUGCCCAACGACGACAAGAUACUCAUAACCUCAAACGACAGCAGAAUAAGGUUAUACGACCUCAGAGAUUUAAACCUUUCAUGCAAAUACAAAGGUUAUGUCAACGUAUCGAGUCAAAUCAAAGCCAGUUUCUCUCAUGAUGGCAAGUACAUCGUCAGCGGGUCGGAGAACCAGUGUAUUUAUAUUUGGAAAACGUGCCACGAUUAUUCAAAAUUCACAUCUGUGAGGAGGGACAGGAACGAUUUCUGGGAGGGCAUCAAAGCGCACAACGCGGUAGUGACCUGUGCGGUGUUCGCUCCGAACCCUGAUCACAUGAUCAGGAUGAUCAGCGAGAGGGAAGAGAAGAUGAGUGCCACUAACAAGACACCCGAUGAAAAGGAAGAAGUGAAGGCUGCAGAGGGCGGCAUGGUGGCGUCGUCCCAGACCGGCCACGUGCUGGUCAGCGCCGACUUCAACGGCUGCAUCAAGGUGUUCGUGCACAAAGCCAAGCCCAAGCACAGCUCGCUGCCCGCCUCCGCGCUGGCUUGAAGCGUGCUUUGUUUGUGCUGACCAAAGACAAUCAUACAACAUGCUGUUAAAGGAUCUGUUCGUAAUCGUUAUUUAAUUUUCUAGUUAUACGGAACUCGUGGGUUAUUUGAUCAAUUCUGUGUCUUUGAAAGGAUAGCUACAACCGACGUUUGACGUCAAUAAGUUAAAAGAAAUCAUCAUUUUACAUCAAGUUAUAGACCCCGGCAAGUAAGUUGUACCAGAAUUAGAAUUGUCUGCGCAAGUUCAUACAAAAUUGUUAGACGCAUGCUCCUGUAUGUACCUGUGCAUUAAAGUUGCUAAAUGUAUGUAGAUUGUAAUGGCGUCAACGUGUUGUUAUAAUUACUCGAUAAAUGUGUCACUGCGCUUAGUUCAACUUACAGGCCGUUAGCUAUAUGCUAUGUUACAUGGAUAAAUAUUGUUUGUUUGACCCCCAAUUAACAUUUUGCUGUGGUUUCAUUGAGUGAUACAAAGAACUAUUUCGAAAUUUUCUUUUAUUCUUUAGCUCUUGAUUGCAAUCUCACCUGAUGGUAAGUGAAGAUGCAAUCUAAGAUGAAAGGGGGUAACUUGUUAAGAGGAGGAUGAAAAUUUACACCCCUUUCGGUUUCUACACGACAUCGUACCGGAACGUUAAAUCGCUUGGCGGUACGGCCGAAGCCUCCCACCAGCCAAAAUGUGUCUUGUAUAAAAAACUAUACAAUGUCAAACGAGUUAAGUGACUUUUGUUCACUAAAAGCGACAGAGUUGGCGAUACAAGUCUGACUGGUGGCAAAAAAAAUUUGGAGGAAAUGAAUAUAAAUGUUUGCAGCAUUUUUUUUACUCUUUCAUAGUUUAAGUGGUAAUUUGUAUGAAUUUGCAUCUUAUCACAAUUUUUUUCCACUCAUUCUUUGUAUAUUAGACAUAAAAAAACUUUUCAACUAUGUUGAAGAUACAAAAUGAAGCUGCAAAGAAAAAAGCUUGUCAAAAGCUAAUCAAUAUUUCGAUCGGUUUGAUAUGUGAUACUUAUCUUAUUCAUUAGAUGCUACAAUUCGUUCUAAAGCUCUUAUUUUUGCAUGAAAGAUGUGGAACAUAGAUUAUAAUUUAUGGGUCAUAUAAGUUCCAUUUUAAGUUAAAAUGUUAAAAUUUGCAGUCCUUUUUCAAAUCAUUAUAAAAAAAUACCAAGUUUGUGUAGAUGUAUCAUGUAAUGUGGAUUAAAAAUAUAUCAAAUGGUUGUUGUAAAAAAUUAAUAUAUUCUAUUUUUCUAAAAUUUACUUGAUAAAUGACCCACAUGACCUCAUGGGAUUUUUAUUUAUGUUCAGGAAUUAAUUAAUUCGAAUUGAUUUAAUGUAAGCCGAAUUAACUUUCGUCACCACUAUUUAUUGUAUAGUUAACUAUAACAAGAACUAUUAUUUACUAGAUGUUUAAAGAUGAAUUACUUUUUGAAUAAAUGCACAUAUUUCGCUUUAAUUACUUUUAAAAAAUUGUAUAUUGAUUUUUCUGUAUAUAUGUUAUUCCUAAUCAAAUGUAUAAUUCCAAGUUUAUAUUAAUGUAAUUAAUUAUACUUAUUGUCUUGCCUUCGUUAAACUAUGUGAUUAUUAUUAUAUUAUAUUAUGUAUAAAUAAAUGUAAUUUUCUGUAUAGUUACUCAUAUUGAAGCCAUUUAUGAAUGUAUCAAAGAUUGUAUCGUGUAUAUUUUUAAUUUGCAUUUAAUGUUUAAUAAAUCGUUAUAUUACUA